AUGUCGAGAUUCAGUUCGUUAACAAAGCUGCUCAGGGUUACAGCUUAUGUCCUACGUUUUAUAUUCAAGUGUCGAGGCGGGAGUCAUACUGGAAGAUUGGACUUGUUAACUACAGACGAACUACGCAGAGCUGAGGAGAUGUGCAUACGAAGUUGCCAGAUGUCCAAAUAUCAAGCAAAAAUAAAAAAUACAAAAUCAAAAGGAAACAAACUUCCAUUAUGUAAACAACUUCAGUUAUUCUUAAACAAUGGCAUAUUAAAGUGUCGUGGUCGUAUCCACAAUGCUCCAUUAGACGAGCUGACAAAGUUCCCGUACCUACUACCAGCUAAACAUCCAUUUACAAAGUUAGUUGUCAACGACGCACAUUCAAGAUUAUUGCAUGCCGGCGUUAGUUCAGCUAUUACGUUUUUAAGACAGAAGUACUGGAUUCCCUCGAUUCGUCAAACUGUUAAAAACAUUUUACGUAAAUGUACAUGUUGUGUGAAAGUUAUUGGGAAACCCUAUUUAGCACCUGACCCACCUCCAUUACCAAAGUGUAGAGUUUCUGACGUCAAACCCUUUACUUAUACAGGAGUAGACUUCUCUGAAGCAUUACUGGUUCGGGAUAGUAACAAAAGAGACAUAAAAGCUUACUUAUGCUUGUUAACGUGUGCUACUACGAGAGCAGUUCACCUAGAACUUGUUUCAAACCUAUCAGCAGAAUCAUUCCUACAAGCUUACCAACGUUUCUGUAGCAGAAAAUCUGUCCCUUACGUCAUGAUGUCAGACAACGCUAACACCUUCAUAUCAGCCUCAAAACAACUAAGAGAUUUGUUUCACUCACUCACAGUUAGAGAAGAACUCAACAACAGAGGAAUUGAGUGGAAGAUGAUACCUAAACGCGCCCCUUGGUUUGGUGGAAUGUGGGAACGUCUCAUAGGUCUGACGAACACAACAAUAAAGAUAGUGCUAGGACGUUCCUAUGUUACCUACGAAACUUUACAGACUGUAAUCACAGAAAUCGAGGCAAUGAUUAACGAUAGGCCGUUGACAUAUGUGUGUUCUGGUAAUUCAGAUGAACCGGAAGUACUUACACCAUCACACUUACUUUAUGGCAGACGAAUAACUAAACUCCCUUAUGAAGAUGUCCUUUCAUGUACAUUCCCUACGCAAAGUGACCGUUCUUCAGUUAUCAAACAGGCUACGAUACUAACCACUUACGGGAUAGAUGGCGUCACGAAUACCUGA
Ruditapes philippinarum (Manila clam) is the source of this 1227-nucleotide messenger RNA. RefSeq lists its product as uncharacterized. Bases 1 to 1227 code for a protein of 408 amino acids. The record is from RefSeq and is a predicted model, not a curated record. Gene Ontology annotation, molecular function: nucleic acid binding. Gene Ontology annotation, biological process: DNA integration. The transcript has a single exon. Lineage: Eukaryota; Metazoa; Mollusca; Bivalvia; Venerida; Veneridae.